Molecule: messenger RNA, 2808 nt
Organism: Apus apus (common swift)
Lineage: Eukaryota; Metazoa; Chordata; Aves; Apodiformes; Apodidae
Gene: RPA1
Product: replication protein A1
Exons: 17
Coding region: 69-1913 (614 amino acids)
Biological process (GO): double-strand break repair via homologous recombination; telomere maintenance via telomerase; nucleotide-excision repair
Cellular component (GO): nucleus; DNA replication factor A complex
Molecular function (GO): single-stranded telomeric DNA binding; damaged DNA binding
Source: RefSeq, a predicted model, not a curated record
GGGGGGCGCGGCGCCGGGCGGCGGGAGGUUUUGGCGGCAGCUGCGGAGCGCGGGGGGGACGCGGCGCCAUGAGCGUGCGGCUGAGCGAGGGGGCCAUCGCGGCCAUAAUGCGGGGGGAGGCUGUCUGCAAUCCCGUGCUGCAAGUCAUCAACACACGAGCUAUUGCUACAGGAAACGGGCCCCCUCGGUACCGGGUGCUGAUGAGCGACGGGGUCAACACUCUCUCCUCUUUCAUGUUGGCAACACAGCUGAACUCUCUGGUGGAAGAGGAACGUUUGGCAGCCCAGUGUGUUUGCCAGGUUAACAGGUUCAUUGUCAACAGCCUGAAGGAUGGAAGGAGAGUGGUUAUACUGAUGGAUGUAAAUGUCCUGAAAACUGCUGAUAAGGUUGGUGGGAAUAUUGGCAACCCAGUGCCCUAUAAUGAAGGGCAAGGGCAGCAACGUUCUUCAGCUCCAGCAGCAAACCCAGCACCCAGCAAACCCCAGCAACAGAAUGGCAGUUUGUCAGGAGCAGGUCCUGCUGCUCCCAAGUACCAUGCUCCCUCAAACCAGUUUGGGAAAGCAAGUGCUCCCAGCUCGAUGAAGACUCCGGGGGGAUCACAGGCCAAAGUGGUGCCCAUUGCCAGCUUGAACCCAUACCAGUCCAAGUGGACCAUUUGUGCUCGUGUUACCCAAAAGGGCCAGAUCCGCACGUGGAGCAACUCCCGUGGUGAAGGAAAGCUCUUCUCCAUAGAGAUGGUUGAUGAAAGUGGUGAGAUUAGAGCUACUGCAUUCAAUGAGCAAGCAGACAAGUUCUUUCCACUCAUUGAAUUGAACAAGGUAUAUUAUUUUACCAAAGGCAAUUUGAAGACUGCUAACAAGCAAUAUACAGCUGUUAAGAAUGACUAUGAGAUUACAUUCACUAAUGAGACUUCAGUUGUGCCCUGUGAUGAUGCCCAGCAUCUCCCAUCUGUUCAGUUUGAGUUUGUAUCCAUCUCUGACUUGGAGAACACACCCAAAGACUCAAUUGUUGAUGUAAUUGGUAUUUGUAAGAGCUAUGAAGAUGUCACUAAAAUCACAGUGAAAUCCAACAAUAGGGAGGUAUCCAAGAGGAACGUGCACCUGAUGGAUACAUCAGGGAAACUGGUGACAGCUACACUGUGGGGAAAUGAGGCUGAACAGUUUGAUGGGUCCAGACAACCUGUGAUAGCCAUCAAAGGAGCCCGAGUCUCUGACUUUGGUGGUAGAAGCCUGUCUGUCCUGUCCUCCAGUACAGUUGUGAUCAACCCUGAUAGCCCAGAGGCUUUUAAGCUCCGAGGAUGGUUUGACUCUGAGGGGCAGCUUCUGGAAUGUGCCUCCAUCUCUGAUGUGAGGGGUGGGCCAGCAUCUGGGGUCAACACCAACUGGAAAACCUUGUAUGAAGCCAAAUCUGAGAACUUGGGACAUGGAGAUAAGGCAGAUUAUUUUAGUUGUGUGGGCACGGUGGUACAUCUGCGCAAGGAGAACUGCAUGUACCAGGCCUGUCCCUCUCAGGAGUGCAACAAGAAAGUCAUCGACCAGCAGAACGGGCUCUAUCGUUGCGAGAAGUGCGAUCGGGAGUUCCCCAACUUCAAGUACCGCAUGAUGCUGCUGGUGACCAUUGCAGACUGUCUAGAGUAUCAGUGGGUGACUUGUUUCCAAGAAUCUGCAGAAUUCAUUCUUGGACAAAAUGCAGCUUUCCUGGGAGAACUGAAGGAAAAGAACGAGCAGGCGUUUGAGGAAGUCUUCCAGAAUGCAAACUUCAACACCUACGAGUUCAGGAUCCGAGUAAAGCUGGAGACUUACAACGAUGAGUCUCGUAUUAAGGCCACAGCACUGGAUGUCAAACCUGUGAACUACAGAGAGUACAGCAAGAGGCUCAUCUCCAGCAUCAGGAGGAAUGCACAGCUGCUGUGAGGAGGCCAGUGCUGCCAGGCUGAAGCCUCAACUGCCAGGAAAAGUCAACAGAUGAUGUGAUCCUGACUUUUGUCCCACUCGUGCGUGACAAUUUGGCAUUAGUUACACCCUGCAUGGUAGCCCAGCCUAGUGGGCUCAGUGAUGUCCUGCAUUUCUCUGAAGAUACACCCCUCCUAGGUAAGAGUGUUGCAAUGGUGUAGGCUGCUGGGCUCUAGUCAGCUGUGACAGCUCUGAAGAGGAAUCUCCAGAUGGAUUACCAAGGUCUUUAGACAAAUGUCUGAAGUGAAUUUGCUUUCUUACUAUAGGCAAAGCUGAAUUAUAUCACCCUUGUGCUUCCUCUUUGCAAGAAAGUAGUGAACCUUGACGUUUGGACUUGUUGAGCAGAGAGUAGGAGUUAGAGCUUUCACCACACAGCUCUCAGAUGUGGACCAAGGAGAACAGGUCUAUUAGGGUGAGUUAGUUCCUUUCCCUAGAUUUCAAAGGCUUUCUUUUUCCACAGGUGCCACACAGUUGUUAAUGCUUGGAAUGGCAAUAUGGUAGAAUUAUUAAUCAAAGGCAUAUCUCUUAUAUCUGAAGAAUAUCCUUCCUUCAGGGUUUAAUAGACUGAGUCAGAUGGGUCUGAUAUUAAUCAAAAUUGUCUCUUCUGAGGAAGGCAGAUAAGCAUUGACUCUUCAUCCCCCAGGGAAAUCUAGGCAACUACAAAGCAUUGCUUUAGUUUUCUCUUCAAUUAAUACUAUGGAUUUUUUACUUACUUUAGCUCACAUUUCCUGCCUAUACAUAUUUUGUAUGUUUGUGUGUUCAGUCUCUUUGGUUUUAUUUGUAAUGUUGUUAAUCAGAAGCAGGUCUUUAAAUGGGGGAAGCUUUGUUUCAAUAAACACUGUUUAAUUUCUGUGUA